Messenger RNA from Pyrgilauda ruficollis (rufous-necked snowfinch), 1802 nucleotides. RefSeq names its product nudix hydrolase 12 (gene NUDT12). The record is from RefSeq and is a predicted model, not a curated record. The transcript has 7 exons. Bases 54 to 1721 code for a protein of 555 amino acids. Lineage: Eukaryota; Metazoa; Chordata; Aves; Passeriformes; Passeridae. Gene Ontology annotation, biological process: NAD+ catabolic process; NADP+ catabolic process. Gene Ontology annotation, cellular component: cytosol. Gene Ontology annotation, molecular function: protein binding; NADH pyrophosphatase activity; metal ion binding.
AAAUAAUCUGAUCAUUUUUCUAUAACCACUGAAAUUCCUACCCGGCGGACAAAAUGGCUGUUUACCCUUUAACCCUGUGCAUCGAUCCGACUCCGCCCGCAGCGGCGCUCAGGGAACGACUGGCAAUUCCCACCGAGAGCACGCAGCGUGUCAAGCCCGGCGCCCGCCGGAGGGGCCGGUUGUGGCAAUCGCGCUCGCACACGCUCAGUCCCUUUCGCGCUCCGUUUCUCUCGGGCUCGUGCUGGAGCGGGGCUUCCCCCGCAGCGCUGCCGUGUGCGGUGGGAACGCGCACGGGACCUGGCUGCCCUCGGAGGCCGCAAGGCACAAUGACUGACUUUGAAAAGAACCUGCAUCAGGACAUGGUUUCUCAGCUGCAUGGCUUUGCUGCUGCUGGAGACGCAGCCAGGCUGAAGGUGCUGCUCAGGCACUCCCCAUCACUGGUCAAUGCAGCCACAGGGAAUGGCUGGACAGCCCUCAUGUAUGGUGCUAGAAAUGGACACCUCGAGGUUGUGCAGGUUCUUCUUCAAGAGGGGUGUGACAGAUCCAUCGUUAAUAAAUCAAGGCAGACAGCUCUGGACAUUGCUAAAUUUUGGGGGUACAAACACAUAGCUAAUUUGUUGGCUAAUGUGAAAGGUGAUCAGAAACCUAGUUUUUUGUCAAAUGGUGUGAAAGAAUACGAAAAUUAUUUUGGCAUGACACUUCUGGACAGAAGGAGUGAUAAAAGAGCAGAUUCUAAGUGGCUGAGUAAAAAACAAAGCCAUCCAGCUACAGUGUACAUCCUCUUCUCAAAUCUAAGUCCCUUGGUUACUUUGGGUGGGGGAAGGGAGAGCUCACAGCAACCAGAAGUAAAGCUUUGCAGGCUGUGUCACAAGGAUGUGGAACAGUGCAUGAACCAAACUGAAGAAUGUACCUUGAUUUUUCUUGGAGUGGACCUGCAGUUUGACAUGAACCUGAUGGCUGCUUGCAAUGAAAGAAUUCAGCAAGAAAAUGAAGAAGAUGGGUUAGUUGCUUGGUUUGCUCUUAGCAUAGAUUCUGCUUCUGCUGAAAAAUUUAAACAUAAGCAUGAGGACUGUUACUUUCUUCACCCGCCGAUGCCAGCACUACUGCAGUUACCUGAAAAAGAAGCUGGAGUAAUAGCCCAGGCAAGAUCUGUUCUAGCAUGGCACCACCGUUACCGAUUCUGCCCAACAUGUGGGAGUGCAACCAAGAUUGAAGAAGGGGGUUACAAGAAAACUUGCUUAAAAGAAGAUUGUCCCAGUCUCCAAGGAGUUCACAACACAUCAUAUCCAAGAGUUGAUCCUGUUGUGAUAAUGCAAGUCAUCCAUCCAGAUGGCAACCAUUGCCUUUUAGGUAGGCAGAAGAGAUUUCCCCCAGGAAUGUUUACCUGCCUUGCUGGAUUUGUAGAACCUGGUGAAACCAUAGAAAAUGCUGUUCGAAGAGAAGUAGAGGAGGAGGCUGGAGUCAAAGUUGCCUGUGUUCAGUACGUCUCUUGUCAGCCAUGGCCAAUGCCCUCCUCCCUAAUGAUUGGCUGCUUAGCUGUUGCAGUGUCCACAGAAAUUAAAGUUGACAAGAAUGAAAUAGAGGAUGCCCGCUGGUUCACUAGAGAACAGGUCAUGGAAGUUCUCAUUAAAGGAAACCAACGUUCUUUCUUUAUACCACCAAGUCAAGCUAUUGCACACCAGUUGAUGAAACAUUGGAUUGGAAUGAAUGCUAAUCUUUAGUUCUACUAAUUGAUUUAUUUAAGUUACUUCUUCCAUUGAAUGCUUAAUUAGGAAUAAAUUAGAACUGUUUUGUCUAGUGAA